CUCUCUUCAGCAGCCUGCGCCUUCGCACACGCCGGCUUUGGGUCAAGCCCACCAUGCGCCACCUCCUGCUGUGCCAUCUACGCAAAUGGAUCUGAACGCCCUCAUCAGCAACAUCUCUGCGGCCUCUGCCAAUCCUGGCCAGCCUCUGAUGGCUCUGCCCGGAUACGCUGCCCCUCCCUACCAGCAGGGCAACCGUGGACCUCAUCAGCCUGUCGCAGGCUCAUCAGACCCUGCCCGAGACGUCGAAAACAUCAUGGCUACGCUUGCUAGAUACCGGCAGUAAUGUCGUGUUCCAGCCUAGACCAAGAACCAUAGCAGACGGCGAGAGUGAUAGAACGGAUUCUGUUGACCCGAAUAUCAAGACGCCACUUGUCGCCACGGUAGUUCUGAUCCUCUUGAUACUAGAAUAUAAUCAGGCUCUUUGGAAAGACGAUGGAGUAAUAAGUAGUUCCAGAGAUGACCACCAUCACGUCCUAUGGACAGACUGGGUGUCGGGUCAAGAAAAAUGAGCCGGUGCCGGGCGGGGUCCAAACGAUGGCAGGAGGAGACCCUUCUCCCGCAACGGACGCUUCAUAGACGAUGAAGAUCCUCAAAGCCACAG
Molecule: messenger RNA, 601 nt
Organism: Cryphonectria parasitica EP155
Lineage: Eukaryota; Fungi; Ascomycota; Sordariomycetes; Diaporthales; Cryphonectriaceae
Exons: 1
Coding region: 86-283 (65 amino acids)
Source: RefSeq, a predicted model, not a curated record